Messenger RNA from Octopus sinensis (East Asian common octopus), 1728 nucleotides. Its product is annotated as glucose-6-phosphate 1-dehydrogenase. The record is from RefSeq and is a predicted model, not a curated record. NCBI's taxonomy places the organism in Eukaryota, Metazoa, Mollusca, Cephalopoda, Octopoda, Octopodidae. The transcript is spliced from 13 exons. Gene Ontology annotation, molecular function: glucose-6-phosphate dehydrogenase activity; NADP binding. Gene Ontology annotation, biological process: glucose metabolic process; pentose-phosphate shunt, oxidative branch. Gene Ontology annotation, cellular component: cytosol. Bases 130 to 1686 code for a protein of 518 amino acids.
GUUCGCUAUAACAAUAUAUCCGGCCGGGCAUAAGUUUAACCGGGGACACUGCUUCAUAGAGCCGCCCUAGUUUCUUACCGUGGAACAGUGGACGAGGAAAUUAUAAAAGAAAGUGCCCGUUUCUAAAACAUGCAAAACCAAGAUGCGGAACCGGGCAUACCCCAUGUCACUGCUACCGAAUGUUACGAACAAUUCCUUGGAGCCGUGCACGCUUGUACCGAUUCCAGCCACGCACAUGUCUUCAUCAUUCUUGGAGCCUCUGGAGAUUUAGCCAGAAAGAAGAUAUAUCCGACACUAUGGUGUCUCUUCAGAGACAAGUUACUUCCACCUGAAACCUACUUUAUUGGGUUUGCUCGAAGUAAACUGGAAAUGUCAGAUAUCUUCAAGAAAGUACAGCCAUAUAUGAAGGUGAAAAGUGAUGAGAUGGAACUGUUGCAGAGUUUCUUCAAGAUCAACGAGUACAUGUCAGGGAACUACGACAGCCAAGAAGACUUUGAAAAACUAAAUGAAUUAUUAGAAGCGAAGGGAAAAUGCAACCGCAUCUUCUACCUUGCACUUCCUCCGAAUAUUUUUGAACCUGCCACGGCACAAAUCAAAGGUGUUUGCAUGGCUCAUGAGUCCAGAUUCACAAGGAUUAUAAUUGAAAAACCAUUUGGCCGAGAUUUAGAUUCCUACACUGCCCUCAGCGAACAUAUUUCUUCAAUGUUUCCAGAAGAACAGAUCUACAGAAUUGACCAUUAUUUGGGCAAGGAAAUGGUACAGAAUCUCAUGAUCUUCAGAUUUGGCAAUUUGAUCUUUAAUCCGAUCUGGAACAACAGCCACGUUUCCAGUGUGGUGAUCAGCUUCAAAGAACCAAUAGGGACGCAAGGCAGGGGCGGAUAUUUUGACCAGUCGGGAAUCAUCAGAGAUGUGAUGCAGAACCAUUUACUUCAAUUACUGUCAAUCGUUGCUAUGGAUCAACCAUCCAGUACCAGCGCUGAAGACAUCAGAAAUGAGAAGGUGAAGGUAUUGAAAUGUAUUGAACCUCCCGAGAUGAAGAAUGUUGUUCUUGGUCAGUAUGUUGGUGACCCUGAUACUGAAGGUGACAGUGCUAAGGGUUACCUUGACGACCCCACUGUGCCUGAUGAUUCUGUGACUCCAACUUUUGCUGCUGCCGUCUUAUUUGUCAACAAUGAACGUUGGAAAGGUGUUCCUUUUAUUUUAAGAUGUGGUAAAGCUCUCAAUGAACGUAAAGCUGAGAUUCGCAUCCAGUUCCAGGAUGUUCCGUCUAACAUCUUCAAUCGCGGCUGCAUCAAGCGGAAUGAACUGGUUUUCCGUGUCCAGCCGAGGGAGGCCAUCUACAUGAAGGUGAUGACCAAGCUGCCUGGAAUGUCCUUCAACUGUGAGGAAAGUGAACUUGAUCUGACCUUUGAGAACCGAUUUAUGGAUGCCAAGUUCCCAGAUGCCUAUGAACGUCUCCUCAUCGACGUCUUUGCUGGUUCCCAAAUGAACUUUGUCCGUUCUGAUGAAUUAUAUGAAGCUUGGCGUAUUUUCACUCCGUUUCUGGAUGAGAUUGAAUCUUCGAAAGUGAAACCAAUUCCAUACAAGUUUGGCAGUCGUGGUCCACCAGAGUACGACACCUUGACCAAAUCUUUCAACUUUGUCUAUUCUGGAACCUAUCGAUGGCCAGACGCAUCCAAAAUAUAAAAUACAUUCUGUCAGGUCUUGUAAUUCUUGUCAACACAAAAU